AUGGGUCUGACGAACAGAAAUCGUCCAUCACAAUCUCUCAGGCGUUCUGACGAUGUCAACUGCAAGUCUUUAUACGCAAACGGAUCGGAUGUGUCUUUGCAGAUUCCGGAUGAGCCUUCCAGAAGGUGGGCGACCAAUGAGAGAAGUACCAUUAAGGAUGUGAAAGGAAUCAGGCGAUCUGCUUCAAACACCAACAGUGAUGCACCUAAAGUUGUACAAAAAGGAAUAUUAUUACAAAGAAGACUGGAGGCUGCACAAACAGUACGAGCCAAAUCAAUAAAUGGUAACACAGACACGAAAAUCCAAAGUUCUCCUAGAAUUAAGGUCACUCCAAAUUCAGCAACGAAACAGUUACAUAGAACAACAGUUAAAACAUCUACUCCACUUUCCAGUCCGAGACCGACUCCGUCUGUGUCUCCGAUUAUGUUUAACGGUAGACCAAAAUCUUCUGGAGCAGAGUCAUUCUCCAAUAAGUUUGAUUUCAAUAAUCGGAGAUCUUCGGUUGCGUCUUCUAGACCAAGCAUAAAAAAAAUUACUUCAUUUGCCACAGUUGGAAGACAGGUGUCUUCUAUUAUGAAAUUCAAAAGAUCUUUCGGAAGAGCUUUGACCAUUCCAGAAAACGUUAUAGAAGUGGGAGAUGAAAUUCGAGAACUGCCUAAAAGUCCUCGAUUUGCAUCGUACCUUUCCCCGGAAGCCCAGUUCGCUGUGAUGAAAGGGUAUGAAGAUGUCCUUCAUCGUGAAAUUUCAACUAAACUGCCUCAAUAUAAACCACAUUUAAGGAGAACGAAGACUCCCAACAACAAGAUUGAGAUGAAACGUCUGGACAGAGCAGGAUUUAGGCGCUCAAGAGAGGAUGAUCUUGAUAGCGUCUCCAGUAUCUACAGUGAUGACGAGAAUAUCAAUUAUUCCAGUAAUGAAACAAGACGAGCAAGUAUGCCUGCAACGACCAACUUCUAUGGUUUUACAGCUCCGCUGAUGAAGGAUCGUCCAAGAGCUCACAGUUCACCAGCUGCCUUUGUGCCUCGCGAGAAAAGAUUGGUUUUGACAUACCGAUUUGAAAGUGCCAUGGAUAUUCUGGACACUCUGAGAUUUCAAAGCGGAUGUUCGACGAUCUCCCCUCGAGUUACUGACAACCCUCGUAAAAUUCUACCGCUCAAAGACUUCAACAACUGGACUAGUGUGUGGCAUAAUGAAUUUGAGACCGAGGAGACGAAAGACUCGGUCGUUAAAGCUUGGCGGACCUAA
This is a messenger RNA of Lottia gigantea (owl limpet), 1245 nucleotides long. RefSeq lists its product as hypothetical. The coding region runs from base 1 to 1245 and encodes 414 amino acids. NCBI's taxonomy places the organism in Eukaryota, Metazoa, Mollusca, Gastropoda, Lottiidae. The record is from RefSeq and is a predicted model, not a curated record. The transcript has a single exon.